This is a messenger RNA of Sorex fumeus (smoky shrew), 420 nucleotides long. It is a transcript of the gene NDUFS6, whose product is annotated as NADH:ubiquinone oxidoreductase subunit S6. Gene Ontology annotation, biological process: mitochondrial electron transport, NADH to ubiquinone. NCBI's taxonomy places the organism in Eukaryota, Metazoa, Chordata, Mammalia, Eulipotyphla, Soricidae. The transcript is spliced from 4 exons. The record is from RefSeq and is a predicted model, not a curated record. Bases 25 to 384 code for a protein of 119 amino acids.
CGCCUGGGUCAGGGGUCAGUGAAGAUGGCGGCGGCCGUGACCUUCCGCGCGCUGCUGGGCCGCUGCGGGGCCGCGCUGGGGGCGCGGGGGCUCGGGGUGCGCGCCGGACCGGGCGGGGAGAAGGUCACGCACACGGGCCAGGCCUAUGACGUUGGGGACUACAGGAGGAUCCGCUUCGUGGGCCGGCAGAAGGAGGUGAAUGAGAACUUCGCCAUUGACCUCAUUGCUGAGCAGCCCGUGAGCGAGGUGGGCAGCCGUGUGGUGGCCUGUGAUGGCGGUGGGGGUGCCCUGGGCCAUCCCAGGGUGUACAUCAACCUGGACAAGGAGACCAAGACGGGCACGUGCGGCUACUGCGGCCUGCAGUUCCGGCAGCAGCAUCACUAGUGCCUGGGUGCCAGAAUAAAGGGCGUCUCCAGGCCA